CAGAGGGGUUCUCUUGUAGAUCGUGUGGGAGCAGGGAAGCAGACAACGAAUGCGACUACGACUGCUCAGGAAACCUUGCGACGUCAACGUGUAACGAAACUUUGUUUCAAAUAAUUAGUGGUUUUUUUCUUUUUAUAGACAUACAAAAAACAGGGGUAUAUGAUAAGAAGUUUGAUUGGGUUUGAGGUGCAAUUGUGUAGUGACAGUGUCUACGGCGUGUUCGAAAACGUGAUAGGUGUGACUGCGCAGUCGCCAUGUGCAGUAAAUUAAAAAGGUUAAAAGUGAUAUUUUAAUAAAGAAUAUCUGUAAACAAUGGCAAGGAAAAAAGACCUAGAAUUAGUGAGCAUAUAAUAGGAGGAAGAAUACUUCUUUGUAGAAAGGAAGUUUAACUUCGAAUCAUAAAAAGGUGUAGGGAAACAUGACAGAUGUUAAAUCAAUUGGAAUCUCUCAAAAUCAAUCGCAACAAGCACAACAGCCACAACAGCAGCAACAGCCGCAACAGCAGCAAUCCCAAUCGCAACCCCAGCAGCAGCAACAGCAGCAAUCUCAGCCACAACAAAUGAUGAUUGCUACCCAUGAUAUUCAACAGCAGCAAAAUGUACAACAGCAACAGCAGCAUGUUCAGCAACAGUCAUCUCAAUCACAACAAGUUCAACAGCAAGCACAGCAACAAGUACAGUCUCAACAAGUUCAACCGCAACAACAAAUGCAGCAACAAGUGCAAUCACAACAGCAAAUGCAAGUUCAACAACAAGUUCAGCAGCAGCAGCAGCAGCAGCAACAGCAGCAGCAGCAGCAGCAGCAGCAACAGUCUCAGCAGCAACAGUCUAAUAAUGGACCCCAUAAUGUUGUUCCUACUCAAGUGCAAGUGCAACCACAGGUAGCAGCAAUUAUGCCUCAGCAACAAGGAGCUGUUGCAGUAUCGAUGCAACAUCAACAACAAGGAGUUGGUGGUGUGUCUAUGACCUUGUCUGGACAACAAGGAGCAACAACCAUAACUACAAUGGCUGCACAUCCCCAAGCAGUACAAGUCAUUCAGCAACCUAUGCAAAAUCAAGCAUAUCAUUUACAGCAACUGUAUAAUACUCAAGGAACUCCAUUAAUAAUGCAAGGAAAUUUAGCUCUUCAUCCUGCAGGCAUUAAUCCCUCUUCUAUACAGGUUAUAACAGCUGGAAAACCAUUUCAAUCAGCUGCUCAGUUGACACCUCACAUGUUGACCACCGCAUCAACACCGGGUCAAGGUGGAGGACAUCCAGCAGCUGGUGGAACUAAAGUACAAGGCUUUCCAACAGGUUACUUACCGGUACCUACUUCUGCUACACCUGGUGCAGGACAGGCUCUAGUAUUUGGUCAACUUGGUGUAUUGGGUUCUCCGCAACCUCCUCCAUCUAUACAACAACAGCAACAACAACAGGCUGCAAGUAAACAAGAUCAAGUACAAAAGUAUACUACAUGUACAGCAGCUGCACCAUCCGGUGGAAGGGGUGGUAUGCAAUUUGCUCCCUGGCAAUUCACACCCCAAGUUGCUUGGACUGGAAUACAGUCACCAGCGCUUCUCACUAAUCAGAUAUUCAUUAGAGGUCCUACUCAACCUGAUAUGUUUAUACAAAGUCCACAACCAAUUCAAGCUCAUAAUGCACUGGCUACACAGCAACAAAUUCAGGGAGUGCAACAGAUAGCUGCAGCUAGUGGAAAACCGAAGGUAAUGGAUAUACAACAACAACAGCAGCAACAGGGUAAACAGAGCACAGGCGGACAACGACCUUUGAGUAUUUUGCCGUCCUCUCUACACGCAGUACAAGCUGCCAAUAUACGAGCAGCGAGUUCAGUUUCCACGCAAACUGUUCACGGAGUACAAGUACAGAGUGGAAAAGGAAGCGGUAGUAGCGGUAAAGGCCGUGCUAAACCACUGCAAUCGCCGCAACAACCUCAACAACAGUCACAGCAAACGAUGCAACAACAACAUCAACAGGUUUUUAUUCAACAGAAACAACAUACGCAGCAGCAACACCAGAUGCAGCAGCAAUAUCAACAGCAGCAAGUGCAGGCAUCGCAACAGCAGCAAAUACAGCCGAAACCAAUAAUGACGAAUAUGGCUCUGCAACAACAACAACAACAACAACAACCACCACCACCACCACCAGGUGUAGUUCUAGGUGGUGAACGCCCAAUAAUGCCUGUGGUAUCGGUAGGAGGAGUUGGAGUUACUACGUCUCAAAUGAGUCAAGUACCACAAUCUCCUAUGUCUGCAGUUCAGCAGUUACCGUUACAGGCAAUCAAUUCGACAAUAAUUGGUAACCAAAUAGUUAGCGGAACGUCACAAGUUCAGACGAUGUCUAUGAUAAAUCAAUCAAUGGAUCAGCAAACACAUGAAAAUAAUCCUACAAUAAUGAUUACCUCACCGGAUCGUAGUCAUCAAGCUGAAUGCUCUUUAAUAUUACCAUCCGCUGCUAGUACACCAAUUACAAAUGAAGACAAUUCUAAGCAGAUUUUGAAAAAAGAAGACUCGCUACCAGUCACGAUCGAAGAAGUUUCAAUACCUCAACCCGAAACUACAGAUGCGGACCAAUGUAAAGUACCUAUAAAAGAAGAAGAUAAUUCAGUUUCAAAGGCAGAUGAUAAAUCUUGUAACAAUCCUUUAGCAGGAUUAGCAAAUACAAUUAAUUCUAUCACUAAUGGUAUAGCUAGUGAAGAAUCUGUAGCAAUUCCUGUUUCUGUACCAGUUACUGCAAACAGUAAACAUGUGCCUCCAAAAGCAAUGGUCAAACCGCAAGUCCUUACACACGUAAUCGAGGGCUUUGUCAUACAAGAAGCAUCUGAACCAUUUGCUGUUAACCGUACGUCGUUAAAUAAUACAGUUAAUCAAGAUACGAGUAAUAUUUUAAAUCGUAAUAAUUCGUCCUCCGAAAAGGAAAAUCACGAUGAACCUCCGAGAAAGAAACAUGCACCUAAUUAUCCCAACGACGAAGAUAUAAAUAAUAUUCAAAUUGGAAAAUGUGAAGGUUGUGGUAAUUUAAUAGACGAGCAAAAUAUUAAAUUAAAGAAAGAAAAGAGAUUCUGUUCCUCUGGUUGUGCAAAGAGCAAAAAACGUGAGAGAGAUCGCGACGGUGGUGAGAAACAGUGGACUGAAAUAGAGACUGACUCGAAAAAUGAAGGAGAUGCGAUGAAGAAAAACGGAGAAGAGAAAUCAUUGUCGACUACAACUACUUCUUCCAUUGACGAUACACUGCCGAAGGUUAAUCCUGUGAAAUGGACGGUCAAUGAAGUAUGCGAUUUCAUACGUGGAUUACCAGGUUGUGCCGAUUAUGCAGAAGACUUUGCCAUUCAAGAGAUAGAUGGUCAAGCACUUAUGUUGCUGAAAGAAGACCAUCUUAUGUCGGCAAUGAGCAUUAAAUUGGGUCCCGCAUUGAAAAUCGUUGCAAGAAUUGAUUCAAUGCGCGUGGAAUCAUUGUCAAAUUCUAAUCCUACGUCUAAUAGCUCGUAAAUGUUUAUGGUUUAAGACUUUCACCCUCUCGAAAUUUCAAGUUGCAGCCCAUGGGCUACAGGGUUUGUGCAAGUAUUCAGAUUAUAGAGUUAAGAUUUUAAAAAGAAAAAAACAUAAGAUGUUUUUAUAGAAAUAAAUAGUUUUCCUCUUUUCAUUUAACUUCAUAAAAAUAUCUUUCUUUUCAAAUAGAACAAAAUAUACUGAUUAAUCAGUUUUAAUACUUUAAAUUGUACCAACAUGAUUCCAAAAUCGAUCUAUGUAAGACUAUAACUUCCGUACUACAUUUUGGUAGAUAAAAUAGUUAUGUUGACAUUUCGAAUAAAAGCAUAGCUUUUAUUGAAUUCUUUUUUAAUUUUAAUCUACCAUAUUGACAACAUAUGCAUGUACAUGUAUAAAACAUGCUUCAUUGCGGUAAGUCUUACACUGAUUGACUUUUACAAAUGUAAAUAGAAAUAAAUUUUGUAGAUUCUCUUUUAUUUUAAAAAAUGUAAGUAUAUCAUUUUCAAAAAUUCGCUCUAAAAUAACGUUCUUUAAAUAGAAGAAUGAUCAAGAAACUGAGUACAAAUUAUGUCCAUUACACGAGAAAAGAUAAAAUUAUCUUGUUGUAUAUAAACUACCCGGCGUAUAUAUGAUGUAUUUUGUACUCGAAAAUUACUUUUGGAAGCUGUACAAAAACCAUUGCCUUUCGUGAGACUUGAGAAAUAAUCUCGAAAAAAGAAUAAAAUUCAGCAUUUUUAAAAUGUUAUCCUUUGUGACAAACAGUAAUUUAUGUGCACGACAAUUUCAAAUUGAGACAUAGGACAUCUGAAGCAAUGCAAUUAACUCUCGACCAUAUAUUUUGUAAAUGUAUCAUGUGCACUCAACUUGCAUACGUGUAAAUAUUAAACAUAGAAUGUUUAUUUAAUAUACAAAUUUUAUAACAUGAAAUUUUAGUUAUUAACAAACAUCAUCCUUGUAUUUAUAGUGACUCAAGUUUUAGUUAAGGAAUUGUUCAUUUUAAGAGGAAAAAAGUAUAUAUAUUUCUGUUAUUUAUACAAAGCAUCACCUGAUGUUGAAUGACAAGUAGAACAAUAUUCCCAGUUUAAUGUGAUACUUUGUGAAUGUGAAAUGUGUUCAAUGAAGUGGAAAAAAAAAAAA
Molecule: messenger RNA, 4621 nt
Organism: Osmia lignaria (orchard mason bee)
Lineage: Eukaryota; Metazoa; Arthropoda; Insecta; Hymenoptera; Megachilidae
Biological process (GO): protein phosphorylation
Molecular function (GO): protein kinase activity; protein binding
Source: RefSeq, a predicted model, not a curated record